UUUGUUCAAGUUCUUACAGCGCAGGGAAGUCACACCGUUGUACAUUCCUGUCUGUCGCUCCGGGGAUUUACAUCUCUCCCAAUGGAUCUCUAUAACUUUAGGCUGCCUUUGCUAUUUUUGGCCGCUUUUGGAUGCUGUUGUGAUGGCAGCCCCCUACUGGAAGAGGAAACGCACGGGGUUAUUGGUAAAAACGUGUCGUUUAAAACCACAAUUACCUCGUCGACGGAUUUUGUUACCAUAACGUGGUCUUUCGACGGGGACGUACCGAUCCUCACGCACAUCCCUUCAAAAAACAAAGUAAACAUCGUCGAAGGAUACAAAAACAGGGUCACCUAUAAUGAAACAACGUGUGCGCUCGAGCUCAGAGAUCUUGUGAAGGAGGACAGUGGGGAAUAUGGUCUCACUAUAGUCACCGGCGAGAUAAAACAACUAACAGGAAAGGUCAAACUCGAGGUGCUGGAGCCCAUAACAGAUGUCAUGAUUUCGUCCAAUCUUCCUGAAGCUGUCGAGAUCAACAGCACUGUGGUUCUCACCUGCACUGCCAAAGGCUCCUUCACUUACAAAUGGAUAAACGGUUCGGUCCCCGUGGUGGCGGACGGCACGCAUAUUAAACUCAUUGCAAAUGAGCUGACGGUUAGCGAAGUACAGCGGACAGAUCUGCGUGGACCUAUCUACUGCAUUGCUGAAAAUGCAUUAGAGUCUGGGAAAAGUCCUGCCUUCAGUCUGACUGUCAGCUAUGGUCCUGAAAACAUUGUGAUGACCCAAACUCCAGUCGCAUCUUUCCUGAAGCAAGGCUCCAACGUAACGUUCACGUGUUCGGCUAAAUCUGACCCUCCUGCGCAGCUUCAGUGGAUGUUUAAUGGGGAGGAGGUCUCCCAGCAGGCCAACCUGACCAUCACCAAUUUAGAGGAAAAAGACAGUGGCAACUACACCUGUGUGGCUUCCAAUGCCAAGACCAAACGCAACAUUGCCUCGCAGGUCUCUACAGUAUCUGUUGUGGAGCCCUUACUUGGAACAAACAUCUCCAGUCCCUCCGCACCUCUCAUUGCUGGUAUCAGUCCGGUCAACCUCACCUGCACGGUGGCCGCCGGCAAAGCUGACAGUGUGGAAUGGUUGAAAGACGGCAAACCUUUGACAACCAACCCGCAAGUCACUCUCUCAUCAGACAAGAGAACUUUAACCUUUGUUAAGGUUGUUAAGGAAGAUGCUGGCGUGUACAAGUGCCAAAUGAAGAACAAAGUGAACACGGACGAGGCCAGCUAUACGAUGGUGAUCAACUAUGGUCCAGCGAACGUGAAGGUGACUGGAAAGAAUGCUGUGAAGUUCGAGGAGCCCAUCGAGAUGUCCUGCUUAGGCGAAUCCGUUCCUCCCAGCACUCACGUGUGGAAGCUCAACGAUUCAACCAUUGUGAACGCCACUGGGGUAAAGUACAGCAUCGAAAAGGCCAGUCUGAAGGACGCCGGCACGUACACCUGUGAGGCCCGCAACCCCCUCACCGGAGUGACCUCCAACACCACGCACAAACUCGCAGUGACAGAGCUCGGUACAGUAGAUAAUGGGCUGUCGGGCGGCGCCAUCGCUGGAAUUGUGAUUGGUGUCCUGGUGGCUGUGAUCAUCAUCGCUUGUUGUAUUUGUCGCAGGAAGAAAACAACAGAUGUUCCAUCGCCAUAUUAAUGCAACAUCUGAUGGCGUGAUGCGAUCUGAAUCUUCAAGACCAGCCCUUCAGCCACCUAUCAGUCUUUCAUCUGCAGAAACCCUCGACCAAGGCAACUGGAAAAACUGCUCUUACAACACCCGCAGGGUUGCCCUGUGGCAAAUCCAAAGAUGCAUGUUAAAAUCUGAACUUUUUUGUAAAUAUCCCUCACCUUUGUUAUACCCUUAUACGCCAUUACCUUGUGACAACUUACCCCAGUCUGAGCUGAAGGGGGGUAAGCACAGAAACUGUUUACCUCACUGCAUUAUUCUCAACCUUAUCUGCAUUUUGACCUCCUCGCUUCCUUCCUUCUCCUGGCUGAAGUGGACACCUUCCUUUGUUCUUAACGAAACGUGAUCCAACCUCUCAGUCCUCCAGCCGACCCUAAAACGAUGGAUUGUCCUGGCCUGACAUCACAGAGGUCAGCCGCAAAGACCUCGAAUCCACUCUGAAAUGCACUGAGGAGUGACGAGGCCGCUUUGUCACGUGUUCGAGAUCUCAACGCACCCGACAGGCAACAUCCAGAUUUGAUGACCUAACGUGCUCGGAAGUCCCCCGGGCAGUGAAGGUACGCGAGGCCGACAAACUCGAAGCCGAAGACGCCUCCGAGUCGUUGACAGAAGGUCAUUGGAAAAUAUUGCGUGCCUUGAUGCUCAAACGCAUGAUUCAAGCUUCUCGACACCUUUGGCAGGUGUACAGUCGCCAUCCUUUUAAAUCCUCUAAAUCACAUCAUUUAUUUCUCGUAUCUCAGAGAAAUCCAUUCGGUCGAAUUCUGAGAGCGCGGCACGUUCCAACAUGCUCAAACUGAGGAGCAGGAAGAGAAACGCAUUUCUGCGGACAUUGACAUACCACAGUUGUGCGACAAAAUUGCUACUCUGUCCUCGGGCGUCUCCGCAAGGAUUCAGUCUGCUGGUAGCGGGAUUCCAAUGGAUUCACAUAUUAAAUCAGGCCUGUUUUAAAAGUCACUUUGACUCGAGCUGUCACACAAAAAUGUCUGAAAUCUUUAACGGGACACACGCAGUGUUUUUGGUAAUACUUGUAUUUUGUGUGCCAGUAUGUGAGAAAUGUUGUUUUCCUUUUUUUAAUGUUUAGUUUUCCACUGUGUAUCUCAUCAACAUCAUAUGUGAAUACACAAGGCCAUUGAUUUGAAGUUUAUUUACAAGUUACUGUGGCUAAUAAAAUGACAAAUUUUCAUGUGACUGGUUGCUUUGGCAAGUGACUGAAUGAACGAUAUAUAAAAUACUGGCGAAUAUUCUGUCACCCGAAUAACAACCGUGAGCAUUCCUCCCAAAAAAACACACUAACACACAUCUAUUAUAUACAUUUGUUUUUCUUUUUUUCAUUAAAAGGCACAAAACGCUGAGCUUUAUAACUCCUCGCAAACCUAUAGACAGUUUUAUCUCCGUCAGCGGUCUGUGCCGUUUGCAUGGAGAGACGGGUAAUCAUACGAGUCUGAGUAAGAUACACUGAAUUAGUGGUUAGUUUGUUCUGGCCACAUUGCUCAGACUGACGUCCUUGGGUUGGCCAUACUGAACCUGAUCAUUUUACAGAGAUUAAAUGGGAACAUCUUAUCCUCGCAUACUUCGUAACAACUUUGUAUUAAAUGUGAAAUAUGUUUAUUUCACAUUUAAGCUAGAUAGAAUUUGACAUGCGAUUGGUUCAUGCGAAAUUUGAAAUUUUUGCAGUGAUAAAGGAUCAUGCAAUGGACACGUGUGCUUCAAAUUUCCGUUCCAAACAGCAUCCGUCAUUUGUGAAAUGUUCUCAGGUUGUGUACAGGUUGUUUAUAUUCUCUCACAAUAAGCCGUGUUAUGUAAUCUCAAUGUUGCUUUUCAUGUAAUUUAUUUUUUGCCUUCAUGUUAUAUGUUUUUGACUCUAUGUUUUGAAAAGAAUGUUUAAACCACCCCAAUUUUUUGUUUUUCAUUGAGUUCAUUGAGCAGACUGGACGGUGACCACCACGCCGUGUCUUGGGUCAGCUGUCACACAGCUAUCGCGCACAGAAAAUGUGUUGUUUUUUUUAACAUUCUUUUUCAUGUCCGGUGUGCAAACCCCUUUAGUGAUAUUUUCUAUUGUGAUUGGAUUAUUGUCAUUGUGUUUUUUAUUUUGUGUAAAAAUUAAAUGAAAACAACAUACUCGCA
This is a messenger RNA of Triplophysa rosa, 3828 nucleotides long. Its product is annotated as carcinoembryonic antigen-related cell adhesion molecule 5. The record is from RefSeq and is a predicted model, not a curated record. The transcript has 9 exons. Bases 82 to 1674 code for a protein of 530 amino acids. NCBI's taxonomy places the organism in Eukaryota, Metazoa, Chordata, Actinopteri, Cypriniformes, Nemacheilidae.